AUGAAGAUACUUUGCCUUCAUCCUUGGGGCACCUCGGGUUUUAUCUUUGAGAAGCAACUCCAAACCUUGAGCGGCAUUCUCGGACCGACGCACGAAUAUGUGUACAUUAACGGCGGCGUCCCAAGCGCGCGGGCACGAGAUCUCCCCGAUUUCGUCAAGGGCCCUUACUAUUGCUGGUAUGAGGGCUUGUCGUCGCCCCAGUGUCAGGAGGCACACGACACCAUAACCGAAACGAUCAAGGAGGAGGGGCCUUUCGACGGCGUCAUCGGCUUCAGCCAGGGAGCCUCCCUGGCGUUAUCCUUCAUGUUGCACCACGAGCUGCACAACCCGGGUUUACCAUGCCCCUUCCGUUUUGCGCUGUUGUUCUGCGCGAACCUGGUCAUAUCCCCAGACCCGAAGUUCAACCAAGACAAGGUGGUCAAGUACAGUGGAUACUACAAGGCAUCUCGCGACGGAGUAAGGCCGGCCGGUGAAGUUGGCGAAGAGCACAACGACGAGGACAACGACGAGGACAACGACGACCAAUACAAGACAGAAACCGGGGAGGGAAACGGCACGCACCAGACGGUUCAGACCACACCAGCGACGCCAGCGACACCACUGGCACCAGAUGCCAGCAGCAGCAAGCGCAGGGCGGCGCCGAAGCACCGCGCGCUCCUUUUGCUUCCGGGGAGGAAGAAGGCUCUCGUGGAGGAGCUAGUUGAUCUGAUCGACGAGGCGUCGCACAACCUGUCGGGGGAGGCGGACGCGUCGAAGCACUCGUGGCCGGAAGACCCCAAGCCCGAGGACUUCCCACGCCUGAUGCACCCACUGACGGUCAAGGCGCGGGUGCCCAUCCCGACGGUCCACGUCAUUGCGCAAAACGACCCACUCAUGCGGCACACGGAGCUGGCGGUGCGGUUGUGCGACAAGAAGAAGACGAAGCUGGUCUACUUUGACGGCCCGCACCGGAUCCCAACGGCGCCGUCAACCUUGAACGCCAUUGCAAGGGCGGUUGAAUGGGCUAUGCAAAAGGGGCAGCUGAUGUGA
Messenger RNA from Chaetomium globosum CBS 148.51, 1029 nucleotides. RefSeq lists its product as uncharacterized. Lineage: Eukaryota; Fungi; Ascomycota; Sordariomycetes; Sordariales; Chaetomiaceae. Gene Ontology annotation, cellular component: nucleus; cytoplasm. The transcript has 3 exons. The record is from RefSeq and is a predicted model, not a curated record. The coding region runs from base 1 to 1029 and encodes 342 amino acids.